Messenger RNA from Synchiropus splendidus (mandarinfish), 2078 nucleotides. Its product is annotated as dual specificity protein phosphatase 26-like. Gene Ontology annotation, biological process: negative regulation of MAPK cascade; protein dephosphorylation. Bases 594 to 1199 code for a protein of 201 amino acids. The record is from RefSeq and is a predicted model, not a curated record. Gene Ontology annotation, molecular function: MAP kinase phosphatase activity; protein tyrosine/serine/threonine phosphatase activity. Lineage: Eukaryota; Metazoa; Chordata; Actinopteri; Syngnathiformes; Callionymidae. The transcript is spliced from 5 exons. Gene Ontology annotation, cellular component: cytoplasm.
GAGCAUUAGUUUCAAUAAGGUGAUAUAAAAACUUGAAUAUAGCCACCAUUGUGAUUUACUGUGCUAUUGUCAAACUGAUGCAAAAUAUACAAUAUUGUUGUUGGUUAAAUGUAUGUAUGGGUCCACAUCUUUUUUUUUUCUUGUAAACAGUUGUAUGUAGUAAUGUGGAACAAUAAAGAGCGUUUCAAAAGGCGAGCACUCCUCAUCUUUAUCGUCACCUUCGGGUCAUCCGCUGCGCAAAUCCACUAGAUGGCGCCACGGGGAGUCCAGAAUCAUCAGAGAGGCCGCUCAGCUGCUCACUGGGGCCACCGGGGUCGAGCAGCAGGUUCGGCUGUGUUUACACGCAUCGACCGCGAGAUGGGGCCAGAGACCGCAUCGCUCACGUGACGUCACGGUCUUAAAACUAAUAAAUAUAAAUCGACGGUCCAGACGAAGAGCAGACGGAAGAACCGAGCAGAACCUGGAGUCGGGAGCUGAGGCCGGAGUGUCCCCCCGGCACCAGAACAACGAGUCAACAUGGCGGAGCACCGCGUCCGGAACCGCUGAUCCCAGCGGAUCUGAGACACAGAAACACCCGGUCCCGCAGGGACUCGAUGGCGUUCGUGUCCCGGUUCUCCCGGUCCCGGAGCAGCUCCAGAUCUCCGAGCCGGAAGGAUUCGGAGCGGGUCUCGCCGAACCGGAUGUCGGUGUCGGAGCUGGAGCGGCUGCUGUACACCGGGAAAACAGCUGUCAACCACGCGGACGAGGUCUGGCCCAGACUCUACAUCGGGGACCAGGAAAUGGCGUCCGACCGGCGGGAGCUAGUCCGACUGGGAAUCACUCACAUCCUCAACUGUGCUCAGAGCAAGUGGCGCGGUGGCGCAGAGUACUACGCUGGCAUGAACAUCACGUACCACGGCAUCGAGGCGCACGACUCGCCCACCUUCGACAUGAGCGUCAACUUCUACCCCGCAGCUGAGUUCAUCCACAAGGCUCUGACUGGUGGAGGAAAGGUUCUUGUCCACUGCACUGUGGGAGUGAGCCGCUCGGCCACGCUGGUUCUGGCCUACCUGAUGAUCCGACAGAACCUGACACUGGUGGAGGCCAUCCGGACGGUGAAGGACCACCGGGGUGUGACGCCCAACCGUGGCUUCCUGCGUCAGCUCAACGGCUUGGAUGGGAUCUUGAGGGACAGUCGCAGAUCGUCUCUGCAGAACUGAGGUCUGGCCUGGUUCCGAGCAAGUCCAAACCCAGCCGCCACAGGUCUCGUGACCAGAACACCUGAGGUCUCUGAAACUGUGAUGUCAUGCAGUGCCAGACCUUUGUGGUGGUGGUACUGGACCUGGCCCUGGGUUCUCAGCCAGAACUUCCUGGGUCAGAACCGGCAAAGCCACAGUUCUAUCUCGGGUCUCCAGAUUUUCUUCAGCCAGUCUGCUAGCAGUUGUCUCCUUUCUGGUGACGAGGAAGCGUUGCCUGACCACCAUGUUUCGCUGGUUGUCGUCAUGGAGACGUGGCAGAGCAGACUCCUCCUCCUGGAUCUUGCUCACCAUGUGUAGGAGCUCCUCCUGGUGGGACGCUCGGAUCGGGUCGGCUCAGGUGAGAGUCAUGUGGACCAUUCUCCAGACCUGAUGAUUCGAGAACACUCAGGGAGUGCAGACCUCCAUGGCGCUGCACGACCGUUUCACCGCGGUGUCCCAGACCUCCAGAGCAUUACCAACACCUGAACAUACCAGAGCAGAAACUGACACACACUCACUCUCUCUCCUGUUCCAUGUGGUGUAGUACAAUGACGUGUGUCGUGCGUGGCUGUGUCCCCAGGUCUCCACCCUCUGGUCUCUCCUACCUGGAUUUCUGUCCAAUCAUUAUGGAUUAUUUUUCUACCUGGCUCUUCAGUCGAGGCCUUAAACCCCUCUCUCUAUGGAACCUCACUCGUCUUCGAGCCAAUAAAGAAUCCAACUACCUGUCUGGGUGUUCUUCAUUCGUGGUCCAGAGUUUAUGGGUUCUUCUGUUUGUGGAUCUGUUCUUCUCACUAAAAGCUAUAGCCAAAGCUCGCCACUUCCCCCCAGCACAGGACUCUACCACUUAUCACCUUUAUUUGG